Pseudozyma hubeiensis SY62 is the source of this 2553-nucleotide messenger RNA. RefSeq lists its product as hypothetical. Lineage: Eukaryota; Fungi; Basidiomycota; Ustilaginomycetes; Ustilaginales; Ustilaginaceae. Gene Ontology annotation, cellular component: cytoplasm. The coding region runs from base 1 to 2553 and encodes 850 amino acids. The record is from RefSeq and is a predicted model, not a curated record. Gene Ontology annotation, molecular function: protein binding. The transcript has a single exon.
AUGCAGUCCCUCAUGGGUGGAACGCCCAUGGCCAACGCUCCAUCCAACCUCGGCGUCUCUGCCGGUCCUUCUGCACCUUCCGCCAAUGCGCUCGCAAAUGGCGCUGGUCUCAAACAACCAAAUCCGCCCGUCUACUCGAGCGCAGAAGCUGCCGCCAACGCACAGGGGCUCGUCUAUCCCUCGCUCCACCUCCAUCCACUCAACGACACCUUCGCUCCCAAGCAGAUUAGCCUUGCACCGCCCGGUCCCACCAAUCGCAUCAAGAUCGGUCGUCAGACCAACGCAAAGACCGUCCCCAACCCCACCAAUGGCUACUUUGACAGCAAGGUCCUCUCGCGCAUGCAUGCAGAAGUAUGGAGUCAGAAUGGCAAAGUCUACAUCAAGGACGUCAAGUCCUCCAACGGUACCUUUAUCAAUGGUGAGCGUCUCUCUCCCGAAGCGCAGGAGUCGGAUGUCUUUGAGCUUCACAACGAGGACAUGGUCGAGUUCGGUAUCGACAUUGUCGGCGACGACAACAAGACCAUCAUCCAUCACAAAGUCGCCUGUCGCGUAUACCUCGUCUUGACCGCAGAAGACGCGCUCAGCCUUCGACACGACUUUGCCAGCUUGUAUCGAGGCGGCAUGCACGGUGGGCCGCUCGGAAGCAACGGCGUCGGCCCAGGCGCAGAAGGCGGUCUUCGCAGGUCUAAGGCCGGUUUCAGCUUCGACCACGUCCUCAGCAAGCUCCAGAGCGAAUUGCAGAGGAGCAAAGACACCUGGAACGACCUCGGCAGCCUCACCACCACCAUGCACGACAUUCACGAAACACUCGGCGGCAGCGCACCUCCCGUCUCGUCGGCACCUUACCCGCACCUCGUUCCCCUUCCUCCCGGAUCCGUCAACGCCCAAGCACAACAACAACAACAACAGCAGCAGCAUCAAGAGCAGCAGCGCGCAAAGGACGCCGAAUCCCAAGCCACCACCGACGCUCAUUCCGCCACCAUCUCGGCCCUCCAGUCGCAGCUCUCAGAGACACAGUCCAACCUCGCUGUCCACGUCGAAAAGAUCCGAAGCCUCGAGUCCGUACUGUCCGACCACGAUUCCAUCAAACGCGAAGUCAGCACCAUCAAGAUGCAGAUGGAACAGGCUAAACGCGAGAUGGAGGCCGUCGCCUCUUCCUCCAGCUCCUCCUUCCCUCCCAGGCAUACCGUCAACGGCUUUGGCACCAUCCGCGGCGGUUCCGAUCUCUUGCGCUCGCUCGAGCACGACGAAUUUGACGACGGCGCCAGCAUCGCCAGCGUCGAGACCGUCACCCAGAAUAGCGACGACGACAAUGACCACGUCGGCCCGCGCGCGCCGCCCGACAUGCCACUUCACCUUGCAUCCGACGACGCGGACCCUGCUUCCGACUCGGGUCUCGAACAGGCCGACAAGUCUGCUCCCGGCGCCGUCGAUGCAUCUCCUUCCGCCUUGACUUUUUCUAAACAGGCUGACGAGCGUGAUGCCGAGCUCCGUGCGCAGAACGAGGCUCUUUCAGCACGCCUCGAGGAGCUGGCUGCACAGCUCGAACAGGCGUUGGCGCUCAGCCGAGGUCUGCAGGAUCAGCACGUGCUGGUCACCGAUACCGUCAAGACGCUCGAGCAGCGCGUCCAAACGCUUGAAAAAGAGGUCGAGCAGAACGCCGCAGCAGCUCCAUCCACACAAGCGUCGCACGAGUCUACGGCAGCGAUGAUCAAAGGCAUCGAGGGACGCUGGACAGAGUUCCGCAGCGACUUUGAAGAGAGCUGGCGCAAGGAACGCCAAGGUAUGCAGACGGAGCGCGACGAGCUGCGACAAGUGGUGCAAGCGUGGGACGAGGCCAAUCGUCGCAUGGAAGAUGAGCUGAACGGCGACGAGGUCGGUGACUCGGACGCCCUUCCAGAAAGCAGCACUGGCGGCAGCAGAGACGCCGCAGCGUCGGAGGACCUCGCGUCAUCGCCGCACGGCCAGAUUACGACCACAGACGGCGUUGCGGGAGCCUCGUCGUCGUCGCUUGCAUCGAGUGCGUCAAGCACUGGCCGUGCCAGACGCGGACACGGCCGACGCGGCAAACGGCACGUCAACAGCGCCCUCCGCACUCUGCUCUACGGGAGCGCCACAGCCGGCUUGAUGCCCGAAUCCGCUGGUAGAGACUCGGAAGAUGACGAGAGAUGGAACGGUACCUCGCGUUCGGGUCUAUCGCACAGAAGUGCUGACGACGACGCCUUGUCGACAAGUCAGUCGGUGCGAAGCAUCGCAGACUCGACCUCGACGCGACCUUCCGAAUCCACCGAGAUGACCACGCCAGAUCUAGCGCCGGACGCAACGACGGGCGAUGCCGCCGCCUUGGACGCCCAGCAUGCCAAGCACGAUCAGCACGAUUCGCGUUCACGCACAGGUCGAGAGCGCGGCGCAGACAGCCACCACACGCAGGAGCGGGCGCUGGGUCCGCAGACGCUCGCCGCUGCCGGCGUCGUAGUGUUUGGCCUCACAGCCUGGGUCUUGGCGGGCAAAGAUCUGGCUCGCUUGAACAUGGCAUUGGCGGGUAAGCCGUGA